AUGCGCCACAUCGACGUGCCCGCGCACAUCCCAAACCUCUCACGCUACACCGACAACUUCCUCACCUGGUACAUUGACAUGAAAGCCCUUCUUCGUCGCCACGAUCUUUGGGACUGUGUGGCAAACGAAGUUGGUAGCCCGGAAUGGGAGGAACAUGAUAGCGAGGAAUGGGAGACCAAUGUGGUCGAAGCGGCGGACUUUAUGACUUUGUUCAUUGCGGAGGAGUUCAAGAGGAAGUUGAAGCCGGAAGAUUUUGAUAAUGGGUAUGAGUUGAUGAUUAAGUUGGAGGAGAUUCAUGAUGUGUCGUUUGAUGGAAAGGGGAACUUUUUGGCGAGUUGA
Ramularia collo-cygni is the source of this 339-nucleotide messenger RNA. RefSeq lists its product as uncharacterized. The record is from RefSeq and is a predicted model, not a curated record. Lineage: Eukaryota; Fungi; Ascomycota; Dothideomycetes; Mycosphaerellales; Mycosphaerellaceae. The transcript has a single exon. Bases 1 to 339 code for a protein of 112 amino acids.